This is a messenger RNA of Durusdinium trenchii, 549 nucleotides long. NCBI's taxonomy places the organism in Eukaryota, Dinophyceae, Suessiales, Symbiodiniaceae. The record is from the annotation of a GenBank genome assembly.
AUGCGGCUCAAAUCCGACAGAUCCUUCGCCGCGCCGGUUGCUGCGUUGUCGCCUCCGCGCGGGUGGAACGGCAACGAGGAGGGUCCACUGGGGAUGUUUGCGUAUCGAAAUCUUCAGGGUCGGCUUCGGAAAGUGGUGCUUUGGUGCUUGCAUCGCUUAGAUCUAGCUGACUGCAAGGCAAAGCCUGCACUGGAGCUCCUGGAGUCAUUGCUUCAGCGAUUUCAGAAGCUUCUCUUGGAAGGGCAGCAACAGAUUGGUGGCAAGAAGCAGUGGCUUCGGCUGCAGACCUUGCUUGGCCAACAUUCCAUGGAAGGAGCAAGUUCGAACAGCAAGAGGCACAAGAUCAACUGUGAACAUGACACUCAGUUGCGCAACUGCCGACUCUGCCGACCCUGCCCUCAUGGAAAAGCCAAGCGCUUUUGUGCUCUUUGUAGCGGAUGUCCGCGUGGAAAGGUCAGGAGAACUGCAUCACAUGUAGCGGGUGCCCGCACGGCAAGAUUGCCAAAUCAGUUUGCUCCAUAUGCAGUCCAUGUCCGCACGGCCGAGUAA